This is a messenger RNA of Plasmodium falciparum 3D7, 705 nucleotides long. Lineage: Eukaryota; Apicomplexa; Aconoidasida; Haemosporida; Plasmodiidae. The record is from RefSeq and is a predicted model, not a curated record.
AUGAAUUUAGUUGAUUAUGAAAUAUCAAGUGACGAGGAAAAUGAAGAAGAUGAGAAAGAUGUAAAAGGAAAAAUAUACGAAAGAUCCGAUGAACAUAUUGAAAAUUUUCCAGAAUUAUCAAAUGAUCUUGUUAAUAAUAAAAAUGAAAAGAAUCAUAUUACAUAUAAUGAUGAUUCUUUUUUAUUAAAAGAGGGAGAAAAACAAAAAAAGGAUUUGAUAAGAGAUGGUUGUGAAGAAAAAUUUAUAAAUAAUGAAAAUAUUACUACUAUACCAAUAGAUAUAUGUGAUGAUAAGAAUGAUAAAGAAAAAAAUAAUAUAAUAAAUAAUAAAAAAGAAGAUAAUAAUAAUGUUAAUAUUUUUAAUAAGGACGAUUUUUUAUAUAUGAAUAUAGAUGAAAAUAAUUUUGAUGAAAUAUUUAAUAUAUCGGAAAAUGAAUACUCAGAUAUAUUAAAUACAAAAAUUGAAGAAUUAUCAAAAUUGUAUGAACUAAAUUUAACCAUAAAUAAAAAUAUUAUUAAUUCGAAUGAAUAUAAAAAUCCAUGUAUUCUAGAAAAAAUCAUGGAAAUAUUUCAAAUUGAUGUGUAUUCGUCUAAUUAUCCAUUACAUAUUUAUAAUCCGAAAUUUUUUUCGUCACUUGAUUUGUUUAAUGAAAGAAGUCAAGAAAAUAUUCAAAAUAAGGUUAAUACAAAAUGGUCAAAUGUAUAG